UCGUCUCUCUCCUCUGGCUACGGCUGUGGCUUUGACCUGUUAAAACUAUUACAUUUAUAAUAAUAUAACAGGCCGCCAUUAACGAUUGAUCGGAUAAUUCCAGUAUGGAGCUCAGCUCAUCAUCAUCAUCAUAAAAGUCAGACUCAUCUUCAUUCCGUGUUUUAUCUACUAAUUCCCUCCACCAACAUCCAUUUCCAUCUUCUCCCAUCCCAUCCCAUUCAUCAUCAUCAUGCCCCCGGAAAAUCAGCUUCUCUUUGCUGCUUUAACGGCCAUCUCUGUAUGCUUUCUUGUUAGAUUCUUCCUCAAAACUUCGAUUCUAUACCUUCUUCGGAGAUGGUGGAAAUCGAUGACCGACGUUUUUCAUGCAUAUCAGUUCUAUAAAGUUCCGCAGUUCAACGAGCAUCUACAGGAAAACCAACUCUACCGAAAGGUAACCACUUAUCUCAAUUCAUUGGCUUCCUCGGAGGAUCUAGAGUUCGCAAAUCUCUUCUCCGGUAACAAGUCCAAUGAAAUCAAUCUCGUCCUUGAUCCACAUCAGACCGUCGCCGAUAAGUUUCUCGGCGCUAAAGUGUUCUGGAAUAACGAGAAGUCGGAGAGGGACUGUUCUAGAGUUCUGGUACUCAAGAUUCGGAGAAGCGAUAAGCGUCGGAUUCUCCAACCUUAUCUUCAGCAUAUACACGCCGUUUACGACGAAAUCGAGCAGAGAAGGAAGGAGGUGAGGCUGUUCUUCAACGCUGAAGCCGCGAAUUCAAACGGACGAUGGAGAUCGGUGCCUUUCACACAUCCAGCAACGAUAGACACCAUCGCCAUGGAAUCAGAUCUUAAGAACAAGAUAAAGUCCGAUCUGGAAACGUUUCUUAAAUCGAAACAGUAUUAUCAUCGGUUAGGUCGUGUAUGGAAACGGAGUUACCUUCUCUACGGACCUUCCGGUACCGGAAAAUCUAGCUUCGCAGCAGGAAUGGCGAAAUUCCUAAGCUACGAUGUUUAUCACAUCGAUUUGUCAAAAAUUCAAGACGAUUCAGAUAUGAAGAUGCUGUUAUUACAAACGACGCCGAAAUCAAUAAUCCUAAUCGAAGAUCUGGAUCGAUACCUAGCGGAGAAAUCAGCUUCUGGAUUGAGUCUUUCUAGUAUGUUAAACUUCAUGGACGGAAUAUUCUCCUGCUGCGGCGAAGAACGUAUCAUGAUCUUCACUAUGAACUGUAAAGAACAAACAGAUCCGUCGAUUCUCAGGCCAGGAAGAAUCGACGUUCACGUACAGUUUACUUUAUGCAAUUUCACUACAUUCAAGAGCUUAGCCAGCAGUUACUUAGGGCUUAAAGAACACAAGCUUUUCCCUCAAGUUGAAGAGAUGUUCCAAAGCGGAGUAUCAACCCUAAGUCAAGCCGAGAUUGGAGAAAUCAUGAUUUCAAAUCGUUCCUCGCCUAGCCGAGCACUCAAAUCGGUUAUAAAUGCUCUGCAAACGAAACGUGAGAUUCCCGGGCAGGACGAAGUCAGGCAGAGGCUAAUCAAGAGCGGAUCGGGGAGGCCGCCGCCGCCUCCGGCGGCGGCGCCGACGACGACGGAGGAGGAGAUUGAGUCGACGUCGAUCUUCUCGAGAGAAGGCGGUUCACAUAUCAAGAAAUUGUAUGGGCUUCUGAGGGCGAAGAGUAGCAGGAGGGGGGAAUCAUUGGAUUUGGAUUCGAUUGAGAAAGAGAAUAAUUUAUCUCAUCUUCAAGAGAAUCAACCAUAGGUAAAAUGGAAUUUCAAUAAAUUUUCCCUGUAUUUGUUUGUUUGAUUGUUUGUUAUUUUGAUUUCUUAGGUUAAAAUAUAAUUCAUUGAUCACGUAACAGUGAUUUGUUUAUUGCAUUAUUAUUAUAUAUAUAUAUUUUUUACAAUAUUCGAAUAGAAAUCGGCCAAAUAAUUGUGGCAAUUAUUUUGGAUAAUUUAAUGAAGAGAUGAAUGAUUUUGUGGAGAACAUGUUAUAAUUA
Messenger RNA from Impatiens glandulifera, 1967 nucleotides. RefSeq names its product AAA-ATPase At2g46620-like. The coding region runs from base 230 to 1729 and encodes 499 amino acids. Lineage: Eukaryota; Viridiplantae; Streptophyta; Magnoliopsida; Ericales; Balsaminaceae. The transcript has a single exon. The record is from RefSeq and is a predicted model, not a curated record. Gene Ontology annotation, molecular function: ATP binding; ATP hydrolysis activity.